AACCUAAAUAUUUAUAACCCUCAGAAUCGCAUUCGUCUUCAUCUUUCUUCUUCUACUGUCAUAUCAUAUUCUCACACAAGAAUCGUUUCGUCUUCACAACAAAACUCGAACCUUCCAAAGUUAGUUACUUCACUACUUUUCAUCUUUCAGGUUGAUUUGUACGAGAAAGAUUUGUUCUUCUUUGAUGGGUGUGGUUGAUACUGAAUCGAUGGAACCAUUUGGAGUUGAAGCUAGUUUAGCUGAAAAUGUUAUGGUUGAAGGUUCAGAGCAGGAGAAGAACGAGCUUAAGGAAGUUGUUAAGAGCAGUGUUUUCGAGACCGAGGUUUCGGUUUUGAAGGAAAAUGAUUCUCAGGUUGUGAAUGAUUCUGGGGUGAAUAAUGGGGUGUCUUCUGAGAUGAAUAAUGACAGUGCUGUUGAAGUUGUUAAGAUUAGUGUUUUCGAGACCGAGGUUUCGAUUUUGAAGGAGAAUGAUUCUCAGGCUGUGGCUGAUUCUGAGGUGAAUAAUGGGGUGUCUUUGUUGAAAACGGGAGAAAACGAUGGAAGCGUCGUCGUUUGUGAGAAGAUCAAUUGUGAGGGGAAAGUCAAAGAAGGUGAUGAAAAUAUUCAGACUGUGGAGAUUCCAAUUGUGGAGAUAAGCGAGAAUAUUGAUAUUGAAGUGAACGGGAAGGAGAAUGAGGAGGGGAAAAAAGAUGAAAAAAUUGCGACUGUUGAGGUUCCAAUAGUGGAAACAAGUGAGAACAUUGAUGUUGAGAUGAAUGAGAAGGAUAGCGAGGAGGGAGAAAAGGGUGAAAAUUGUGAUGGGAAGAUCGAGUCUACUGAGGUACCGAAAGUGGAGGCAAGUGAAAGUGUCGAUGUUGAAAUGACUGAGAAGGAGGGUGCGGAAGGAAAAAAAGAUGAAAAUUGUGAUGGGAAGACUGAGACUAUUGAGGAUCCAAUAGUGGAGGCUAGUGAGAGCAUGGAUGUUGAAGUUGACGAUUUGAUUGAUGAAAGGUGUGACUUUUCUGUUGGAGAUUUUGUUUGGGGAAAGAUUAAGAGUCAUCCGUGGUGGCCAGGUCGGGUUUAUGAUCUGUCUAAUGCGUCAGAACUUGCUUUAAAGCUGAAACAAAAUAAUAGACUCUUGGUAGCUUACUUUGAUGGAACAUUUGCUUGGUGCCAUUCGUCACAAUUGAAGCCUUUUAAGGAUAAUUUUGAUGAUAUGGUGAGACAAGGUAGUUCCAAAGCUUUUACCUAUGCUGUUCAAGAAGCUGUAAAUGAGGUUGGAAGGGUUCUGGUUACAAAGAUGAGUCGUUCAUUUGUUGUGGCAGAGGAGACCAAGUCUGAAUUCGCUCCAAUGUUGGCGAAAAAUUCAGGAAUCAAGGAAGGUGUAUUUGUGCCAGAUAGUGGCAUAGAGAGCAUUUCGGCGGUUACACUUGAACCGGCUGAGUUACUUUCUCAAGUGAAACAAAUUGCCGAAGUUAUUGAUAUUGCCAGUAUUCUGGAGCUGGAAAUAUUGAAGGCCCGGCUUUCAGCUUUUUAUUUCUCAAAAGGAGGAUAUAAGUUACCCUGUUACGAGCCUCCCAAACUGGUUCUUGGACUUGAAGAUAAAGAUGAUGUCAAUAAUGCAGUCGAAGCACCGUCUCAAGGGCCGUUUGAAGAGGACUACUCUACACUGCCAUUGACCCCGAAAUCGGGUUCAGGAAGUAGACCGAACCGUAGAAGAAAGCAGAAAAGCAUCGCUGACAUUAUGGGGGAGGAUAAAGAUGUUGAUGCAAAAGAUAAGGAAUGGGAUGCAAGUGAUGAUGAAGUUCUUGUUGCGAUUAAGUCAAGGGGUAGAAAAAAGAAAAAAGACAACGGCGAUGCAGGGACAUCUGAACCAGUUCAGAAGACAAAAGAGUUGCUUGGAGGUACUGAUACAGAGACUGUAAGAGGUGGAAAAGAAAGCUGUGAGGACAAGGAAAACAGUGAUGGGGGCAAAUCGCAGCAGUCAGAUGAGGAAAAAGAAGCUUUUGGCAAUGACAACAACAGCGAUGGGAGCAGAGGGGAAAACGAUGAAGGGAAGCCGAAAGAACCAAAUGAAAAAGGUUUUUUGUCAAGAGAAAGGAAGAAAAGCAAGUAUUUGUCGCCUCCUUUCACUACUUCAAUCAGAGACUUUGUGAAGGGAAGAGGUUCUGGCCCGCUUUCUCCUCGAGUUUCAAAGUAUAACAGUGAGGCAUUUCAAGAGUUUGAAUUUUCUGUUAGCUUGAAUCACCAAACACCAGAUGAUGAGAAAGAGACUCUUGAUCCAGAGAAAGUCAAGGUUCCUUCAGUCGAAAUUCUGUCCAAAAUCCGAGAUGCUGCUGUUAGUCCACAAAUUUCAAGGAAGGGCACUUCUUCUGAUAGACUUGUAGACUUUGUUUCUGUCAUGAGAAGUUCAUUGUAUCGUGAAGGAUCAUUACACAAAGAAUACAAUGAAGCUGAACCUGGAACUGGAAGGAAGAGAAAGAAGCCAGAAUCUGAGCUUGAUCAAUCUGAUAACAUAUCACCCAGUGAAGAUUCUGGACCAGCCAAGAAAAGUAAGGAGAGAACUACAAGUUUGUCAAAAGUGAAGAAGAGAGCUCGUGAAACCAAGACUAGUGGCAAGAAGGGGACCGAUGAAAAAUCUUCAGCAGCUGAAAGAUCAAAGAAGUCUAAACCUUCACAAGACAAGAAGAAAGAGAAACUCCUAACUCCAGCCACACCAUCACUGUCGCAGGGUACUGAGACAUCUAAGUUGAUCGUCAUAAAGCAUAAACUUCAAGGUCUGGUCUCAAUGCUUGAAUCAUCCGACGACAAAUCGCCUGAUUUCAAGACAAAGGUGGAGAGCGAGGUGAAAGGUCUUUUGGAGGAUGUGAACAACAUGGUUGAAUCUACUUCGUCUUGAAAAAGACACAUCGGUACCGGUAAUUGUGUAGUUAAUGAGUAAUGAUCAUGGUAGAUUUAUCAGAGUCUUUUUAAUAUUCCAUAUACUAUAUCAGGUUAUGUAAUUGAACAUCCCUUUGCAUGAUUAGUCUUUAUAGAGAGAUUAGUAUCUUUUUAGAUUAGUCGGUAUCUUAUCUUAUUGAUAGUUAUAUGCAAACUGCUUUUAAGGAUUAAAAUUCUGUUGGUUUAAAUAUUCUCCUGUUAAAUUCUCA
Medicago truncatula (barrel medic) is the source of this 3128-nucleotide messenger RNA. RefSeq lists its product as uncharacterized. The transcript is spliced from 2 exons. The record is from RefSeq and is a predicted model, not a curated record. Bases 185 to 2878 code for a protein of 897 amino acids. NCBI's taxonomy places the organism in Eukaryota, Viridiplantae, Streptophyta, Magnoliopsida, Fabales, Fabaceae.